AUAUAUAUGUAUAGACCAACUAGCACUGCGCCCUGUUCCCACCAUAUAUGCAUCUUUCUGUGAGAAGUUCGGGUUUGAGCAUCAAGAUUUAAGCAAAAUCAAUCAUUUUCCAAAAGGAGUAGAAUGAUCUCAAAUUGUCUGCAACAUCUUGGAUUAAAAAAAGGACCGCCUUGGUUAUAUCUACAAGUCCUCCGUGAAAGGAUGGAGCUGAUUUGCAAGCUAUGGGAAGAGCGUGAAACUGCUAAAACAUUAGGAAGCUAUCACAAAGAAAAAUUCAGUGAAGCUGUGGAAUGGAUGGAUGAAGUUGAAAGAUUCGUGGCUAAGACCAUGGAGCUAGAGAAAUUGCCGUAUCAAAGUCUUUGGACGGAUUCAUGGUGCAAUGACAUGAUAUCAAGAAUCAGGAAGCUACGUGCCAAACAUGAACCAUAUUUUACUUUCCAAAAAGGAAGAUAUGUUGUGGGAUUAUCACUUUCUUUACAUGAUGAAUUCUACUGUGAAGUAAGGGCGCUGAUUAGCGUACAAUCUGUUGAUAUCGGGAUUUGUCAUCUAAUUGACAUUCCUCGUCGUGAAGCUUAUAAAUUAAAUGAAGAUCAGUACAAUCAGUGGAGUGUUAUAGAGGAGUGGUGUUCUGAGGUGCAUCAGUUCUUACUAAAGAUCAAACUGCGAUUACAAGGAAAAAUUCCUGAGACGAAUUUUUAUUGGUACCGUAACAAGAUAGCAGAAGCAAGAACAUUAAUUGCCAAACAUGAUCAACCAUUUCUCCUCCAAUCUGAUGAAGAUGUGGUGGGGUCUUCCAAGAUGCCACUACUUGUUGCGUUACAUGAAGAACUCUGCUGUGAAAUAAGGAUGGUGAUUAGCCUGAAAUAUGCUGACUUGGUGGUUAUGUAUUAUAAAUCAAAGAGGGUUCCUGAUCUAGAACAUAAACUCAAGAAAAAACUUCAGGUGCAGAUAAAGGAAGUGAAUAAAUUCUUGACAGAGAUCCACCUGCAAUUAAAAGAAAAAAUUCCUAAAAAGAGUUCUGAUUGGUACCGUAACAAGAUAGCAGAAACAAGGACAUUAAUUGUCACAAAUUAUCCAGCAUUUCCCUUCCCAUCUCAAAAUGUGGAGUCAACAACACUUGUUGACAAUGAAGGUACUCAGAACAAUGUUUCCCCCCAAUCUAAAAUUGUGAGAUCAGCUCUCUCAAUAGAUAUGCCCAGGGUGGAGGAGUCCAAAGAACCUGUACAUGAUGUGGGAUAUUCAAAGGAACAAUACCAAAUUUUUCUCAGCUUCAGAGGAGAAGAUACCCGGCACAACUUUACAAGUUUUCUCUAUCAUGCUUUGCUUGAGAAGGGAUUCAAGAUCUUCAUGGACGAAGAAAGACUGCAAAUCGGGGACUCCAUUUCAAACGUCAUCACGGCCGCAAUUGAAAAUUCAAAACUUUCAAUUAUUAUUUUCUCUCAAAAUUUUGCAGACUCCACCUGGUGUCUUGAUGAGCUUGUGAAGAUUCUCGAGUGCAGAGAGAACAAGAAUCAAUUAAUUUGGCCAAUUUUUUAUAAAGUAGACCCCUCAGACGUGAGACACCAGAGAAAUAGUUAUAAAAAAGCUAUGAUCAAACAAAAAACAAAGUUCAACAAAGAUCCUGAGAAAGUGAACAUAUGGAGGUCCGAACGUGACUUCAUCCAAGGUAUAGUUAAGGUUGCCAACAAUAUUAGAGAUCAUUUGUAAGCAUGCAUAUUAUGGUCAUAUUCACUAGAAGAAAGACUUCAUGUGUGUUUGAAUUUCAGUUUUGUUACCAAAGUUUGGAGAAGAUUCUUUCAAGGUGCUUAGAUUUAAGCAAUUAAUGAUAGGAGAAAACUUACAGUUAUUUAAGUACUGUUUUUGUUGUUGCCCAAUCAAAAAAUUCUCUACUCACUUUCUUAAUA
Lotus japonicus is the source of this 1904-nucleotide messenger RNA. RefSeq lists its product as uncharacterized. Bases 124 to 1707 code for a protein of 527 amino acids. Lineage: Eukaryota; Viridiplantae; Streptophyta; Magnoliopsida; Fabales; Fabaceae. The transcript has 3 exons. The record is from RefSeq and is a predicted model, not a curated record. Gene Ontology annotation, biological process: signal transduction.